Aspergillus pseudotamarii is the source of this 1641-nucleotide messenger RNA. RefSeq names its product pyridoxal phosphate-dependent transferase. Bases 1 to 1641 code for a protein of 546 amino acids. The transcript is spliced from 6 exons. Lineage: Eukaryota; Fungi; Ascomycota; Eurotiomycetes; Eurotiales; Aspergillaceae. The record is from RefSeq and is a predicted model, not a curated record.
AUGGCGCAUACAACAGCAUCUUCACAGAUUCCGCAACAUGUCACCUCUCUCCUUUCGCAUCUAACAUCGCGCCCCGGAGUCCAGUCCACCUUCAUCCUGUCCCGCAAAGAUGGGUCCAUAAUUCAGAGCACGGGACUGCUAGCGACGAAACCCGCGGGCAACAGCAGUCCAAAUGUCUCGCAGACCGAUUCAACUGUCGAGGAAGAGUCGGAAGCUACUAUGACGCCCGCAGAACCCUCCACCCCUCCAACACCGUCUAGCGCAACAACUCCUAACCGUCAAACCUCCUAUCAACCGUCCCAGGGGGAAGCGCUAGCAGCUCGCAUCUUUGCUUUUGUUUCCAGCGCUUCGGAUCUAACUUUGUCGCUCUCGCGACCCCUGAAUGAAAACGCCCACGGCUCCAAAACCGAUUCGAGCGGCUUGCAAGAAGGGUUGGGCAAUGGAACAUCGCGGGACGAUGGAGACGGAGAGGCAUCGGAGAGAGAGGACGACGAUGAGGUCAAGCUCCUCCGGCUGAGGACUAAAAAGCAUGAGAUUGUCGUUGUUCCGGAUAAGAAGUAUCUGCUCUGUGUGGUACAUGAUGCGGCGCACCCUGCGGGAAACACGAGUGCAGGUUUGCGCUCGAGUAUUACAUCUUACCUCACAAACACCAAUGUUCAACUGGGGGCAACAUACAAGACCUCCAAGCUAUCCACCGCUGGGUUUGCAAAUGGAUACGAAGCAGCGGCGAAGUUCAUCAAUGCAAAGCCCGAAGAAAUCUGUCUUGGUGUGUCAACCACGCAACUACUACACAAUCUCUCCACGGCAUUGAAGUUUCAGCCAGGUGAUGAGCUCAUUCUUUCCAAAUUGAACCACGAGGCCAAUUCCGCCGCCUGGGUCAGAAUUGCAGAACGACUAGGCUUAGAGGUGAAAUGGUGGUCCGCUUCCAACCCUCAGAAUCCUGUCUGUGAUCCGAACGACUUGAAGCGGUUAAUCUCGGAGAAGACGAGACUAGUAGCUUGCCCGCAUGCAUCGAAUAUCCUCGGAUCUAUUGUGGAUGUCAAGGAAAUUGCGAAGAUCGUGCAUCAAUCUCCUCGGGCCUUCUCAUGGUACAAGGUCUACGGGCCCCACAUCGCACAGUUGUAUGCCUCAUCACGCAUCCACGAUCAGAUCGACCCCCUGGGACAUUUCUUCAAAGGCACCGAAACCCUCGACUUGAAGCUUAACCUGGCAUCCGCCAAUUAUGAGCAUGUUCAGAGCAUUCCACGAGUCGUCGAAUACUUCGAGCCUGAUGUGUCUACAUCGUGGGAAAAGAUCGCCGCUCAAGAGGAAAGGUUGCAGCAGAUCAUCUUGGACUUCCUCAACGGUAACGAUCGGGUCACUGUCUACGGAGAGCGCUCUGCGGAUAGAAACCUCCGGGUCCCCGUGAUUAGUUUCACCGUGCGGGGUACGAAAAGCCAAAAAUUAGUAGAGGAGGUUGAAAAGCGAUCUGCGUAUGGGUUCCGAAGUGGCCAUAUGUACAGUCAUAGAUUGAUCAAAGACAUCAUUGGUUUGGAAGACGUCGAGGAUGGGGUGGUGCGGAUCAGUAUGUUGCACUAUAACACCGAGGAAGAGAUGACUGGUUUGGUCAAGGUUUUGGAGGAGGUUAUUGCGAUCUUGUAG